GGCAGCUCGGGCUCGGCCGGCUUCGUGUGGGGGUGCGGGAGUGAGUGCUGCUGGCAUGCGAGUGCGCGGGUGACGCGAGGGAGAAGCCGCCGCCGCCACGGAUUACAUCGCCGCCGCCGCCGCCGCCGGCCCAUGCGCGCCCGUGCUGGCAGGUGAGGCGCCCGCCCCCGGCCCGGCGGCGGCGCACAUCAUGAGCCAGCUGGGGACCGUGUACGCCACCAAGAGGCGGCGCCGCAACGGCAAGAGCCUGAAGCCGCCGCCCAAGGACGGCGUGACCAAGAGCAAUCCGUCCAAGAGGCACCGCGAGCGCCUGAACGCCGAGCUGGACACCCUGGCGAGCCUGCUGCCCUUCGAGCAGAACAUCCUGUCCAAGCUGGACCGCCUGUCCAUCCUCCGGCUGUCCGUGUCCUACCUGCGCACCAAGAGCUACUUCCAAGUGGUCAUGCACAAGGACAAGGAGGACGGCCUGCACCACGACUCGCAGUUCAGGAACCGCGACCUCACCGCGUACGACCACUCGCUGCUGGACGGCGACAUGUUCCUGCAGGCGCUGAACGGCUUCCUGCUGAUGCUCACGUGUGAGGGAGAGGUGUUCUUCGCAACGCACAGCAUCGAGAGCUACCUCGGCUUCCACCAGUCGGACAUCGUGCACCAGUCGGUGUACGAGCUGGUGCACUCGGAGGACCGCGAGGAGCUGCAGAGGCAGCUCAUGUGGAACUCGUUCCUGCCGCCCGAGUCGGCCAACAUGAGCCUGCAGGACGUGCUGCAGGCCGACAACACCCACCUGCUGGAGCGCAGCUUCACCGUGCGCUUCCGCUGCCUGCUGGACAACACCUCGGGCUUCCUGCGGCUCGACAUCCGCGGCCGCGUGAAGGUGCUGCACGGCCAGAACCGCAAGACGGAGGAGCCGCCCCUGGCGCUGUUCGCCCUGUGCACGCCCUUCGGCCCGCCCUCGCUGCUGGAGAUCCCGCACAAGGAGGUCAUGUUCAAGAGCAAGCACAAGCUCGACCUGGCGCUCGUGUCCAUGGACCAGAGGGGCAAGAUGCUGCUGGGAUACUCAGACGCCGAGCUCGCCAACCUGGGCGGCUACGACCUCGUGCACUACGACGACCUGGCGUACGUCGCCAGCGCGCACCAGGAGUUGCUGAAGACGGGCGCCUCGGGCAUGAUCGCCUACCGAUACCAGACGAAGGAGGGCCAGUGGCAGUGGCUGCAGACGAGCUCGCGCCUCGUCUACAAGAACUCCAAGCCGGACUUUGUCAUCAGCACGCACCGCCCGCUCAUGGAGGAGGAGGGCCGGGAUCUGCUCGGCAAGCGCACCAUGGACUUCAAGGUCAGCUACCUGGACGCCGGCCUCACCAACAGCUACUUCGCCGACUCGGAGCCGCUGCUGGGGGCGGCCGGCUCGCCCGGGCCCGCCGCCUCCAGCGCGCCGGCCCCGCAGCGCGUCAACCGCCGCUACAAGACGCAGCUGCGCGACUUCCUGUCCACGUGCCGCACCAAGCGCAAGCUGGCCGCCGCCUCCGCGCACGCGCCGCCUCCCCCGCCCCCGGCCAUCGACUACAUGGCGGCCGGCGACUCGUCGACGGCGACGGCGGCGGCUGCCGCGGUGGCGGCGGCCUACUCCAACCUCAACACCAUGUACACGGCGCCGUACGGCUCGGGCGCCUCGCAGCAGGCCGACUACUCGCUGUCGCACUCGGCGGGCUCCUUCCACCAGGGCCUGUACGCGUCGCCGCUCGACAACCGCUUCCUCGCGUCCUCCGAGACCCUGUUCCACCAGUACCGGCCGCUCGGCUCCUACUACCCCGACUACCACGCCGCGCCCUACGUGGGCAACGGCUUCCUGGACGUGUCGCCGCGCUACGAGCCGCAGCUGGCCGUCAAGGAAGACAAGCUGUACCCCUGCCAGCAGCUCUCCGCGUCGCCGGGCCGCGCGCGGCCGUCAACCCCGCUCGAGUCCUCCAACUCGGCCGCCUCGUCGCCCAAGGCGGAGCUGCCCCUGCACUGCGACGCGCCGCGCCAGACCGUGCUGAUGUGGAGCAGCGCCGGCGGCGGGGCCGGCCACCAGUCGCCGCCGCCGCCAGCCCCCGCCGCCGCCGCCGUGCACAACGGCUCGUACCAGCCCGCCAAGAAGUACGGCGCCGACCCGCUCAAGUCGCUGGCCGACAUGCACCUGCCGCAGGGCGAGGGGGCGUGCAAGUGGAGCUCCCCGCCCGCCAGCCCCAAGCCCUACCCGCCCCCGCCCCCGCCCCCGCACCAGGCAGCCGUGUACGGCGAGGCGGGCGGCGGCGAGGUAUGGCCCGUCCACCAGUACCACCAGUACUAUCCCUACACCGCACCGUACCACCACCACCACCACGCACCCCACAGCUCCGUCGGCAACACCGCCUACCCGCAGAUAAACAGGACGGGAGUCCUCUGCUGUCCAUCUCUGAGGUGACCAACACCCUCCUCAACAGCAGCCACGACUAACGGUUGGCCAACCUGAGUGAACACCUCACCGUGUGCGGGAACUGAAGUGCGGAUAGCGGAUACUGGAUCUCGAGUUGUAGGAACAGUAAACAAAAUAAUUGCCAUCUCUUUCUUAUAAAAUUUAUAUAUACAUAUAUAAAUAAUUAUAAAAACAGCAAAGUGUUUAUCUAAUAUCAUUUUAAUGGUAUUCGCUUCAGUACUCAGCAAGUCAUAAAGAACUUUUUUGAUUAAUUAUGCUAUUUGUGUGUGUAAUAUUUCUCUGUUCCUUUUUGUUGUAAAGUUAUUUGUAAAUCAUCUCAUUAUCCAAUAUUAACUAAUAUUACAACUAUUAUAUAUAAUAUAUGUGUUUUUUCUGUGAUACAUGUCGAAUAUAGUUAUAUGAAGAAUGAUUGUACUAUAUAAAUCGAUAAGUUGAAAAUGUUUCCUGUGUAUAUUGUUUGAGGUGUUUAUAAUUGAAAUGUAGCAAGUGGCAAUAAGACAUUUUAAACUCUACAUUUUGACUCAAAGAGUUGACAAAUACUCACUGUGCGAUGUCUGCUAGAAGUUUUGUUGUGAGAAAAUCACAGGAGAUUAAAAUUGUAACUUAUGCCUUUCAUGUCCGCAUCUGGCAGAUUGCACUUUUGAAAUUUCUAAGCAAUAAUUUUCAUAGAGAAAAAAUCAAAAUUGGUAUGGAUUCUGCACAGAGGUCUGUGAAUAUUUUGAAGAAUAUGUUUUAAAACCAGCAUAUACUAUAGAUCUAGUUUUCACGAAAUGUACAAAAAUUAAAAAUUAGAACCUUUUUUUUCAUAUUUGUAUACUUGAGGUUACUUAUCACAAAGUUUUCAUAGUAAAAUAUUGAAUAUAUAAAUAACUACGUGAAAACUUAUUUAUUUAUUUAAAUAAAUAUGUACAUAUUAUAGUAUUGUGCGUAGUACCAAUGUUCGUGGAAUAUAUUUCAAAAUCAUCAAUUAAUUAAUAUUUUUAAAUGCAUCUAUUGCCUAAUGGCUAAAACCAUUUGCAGUUUUUAAACUUCCGACUUAACACUUAAGUCAAGUUGAUUGAAUUAAAAUGUUUCUUCACCAGAAAUUUUGUGUGAUCAUUUUUGUGAUGUGCUUUGGUUUGCAGAAAGCCGAAAUUGUUUUUGUGUGCUUGUUUUCUUGUGAUGAUGAAGGAAUGUAUGUUGUAUCAUGGAUAUUUGUUGCCGUUCUUAGUGAAUGGUCGACUCUUCCAGAUGUACAAAAUGAUACAAGGCUGUAGCAUUUAUUUGAAUAUAAUUUUCCACUUGAAGCUAGUUUUUGUGAUGUCUGAGCUCUGGUUCUGUCUCCAACUACUACAUCAAUGUGUGUUGCAGCAUGAGAGCCACACACAGGCAAAACUGAACAAUAACUGUGUCCAAUUCUGAAAUGAGCUGUUCGUAGGUUUGAUUUCAGGUUUGCUACAAAAUGCACCGUGUAUCUGCAUUGGAUACAAUACAAGUAAACAGUGGCUCAAUCUUGUUUUGGCCAGACUGCAAAUCAUCUGCAAUCAGAACUCACCAAAAUAUUUAUGCAAGAAAUCAAAGAAUAAAUUUAUGAAUAAAUACUGUAAAUUAUUCUUUUUUUUUUCAGGGAUCAAGAAAGUGUAAAUUACUAUAAAAAAAAGACGAUAGAUUACAACGUUCACUGUUAUAAACACAAAGCUUUGACCAAAUACCAAAAUGUUAGGAUCGCCUCACCAUGAUAUAUGCGUAUGACUAUGUUUACUGACAUUUUCAUAAUGAUAAUGAAAUGUUUCAAAAUAUUACAAAAUUCGACACAGCAGUGCCAGAUGUGAUGUACUGUGAACGGAAUAGUUAAAUACUGCAGCAGUGUUACUGUUAAUAAAGUGUCCUCACCUCUGUGAUAAUACAAAGGUGACAAUAUUAAAAGUAUCUAUUAAAAGAGAUUCAAAACUAAAGUUACAGAAAUUUGUAUUUGUAUUUCUUUUUAAAUACAAGAA
Messenger RNA from Bacillus rossius redtenbacheri, 4431 nucleotides. It is a transcript of the gene ss, whose product is annotated as aryl hydrocarbon receptor. Gene Ontology annotation, molecular function: transcription cis-regulatory region binding; protein dimerization activity; nuclear receptor activity. Lineage: Eukaryota; Metazoa; Arthropoda; Insecta; Phasmatodea; Bacillidae. Gene Ontology annotation, biological process: response to xenobiotic stimulus; xenobiotic metabolic process; regulation of transcription by RNA polymerase II. The transcript has 11 exons. The record is from RefSeq and is a predicted model, not a curated record. Gene Ontology annotation, cellular component: aryl hydrocarbon receptor complex; nucleus. Bases 191 to 2443 code for a protein of 750 amino acids.